UGAUCGAUUAAUUCUCAUUUCCUUCAUUUCCCUCACACACACAAGUCUUCCUCUGCAUCCUGCAAAAUAGAAACCUCAAAAACGUUGUGCUUGAAUCAGGGAAUUUAAACUUCCGAUCAUGGAAACACCGGCGACGACGGGGACUGCGGCGGCGAAGAGAAAGCCGGUGUUUAUCAAGGUGGACCAAUUAAAGCCGGGUACCAGUGGCCACACGCUAACCGUGAAGGUGGUCAGCUCUAAGCCCGUGAAGUCGAUGAACAAUCGGGUCGGUCGGUCGUCUAUGCUUCUUGCUCGGCCUUCUCGUCCGACCCGCAUCGCCGAGUGUGUCGUGGGUGAUGAAACCGGAACCAUUAUUUUCACGGCCCGUAACGAACAGGUGGAUCUUAUGAACCCGGGUGCAAGUUUAAUUCUGCGUAAUGCAAAGAUUGACAUGUUCAAGGGAUCUAUGAGGCUAGCAGUGGAUAAAUGGGGGCGGAUUGAACCUAUAGAACCUGCCAAUUUUGAUGUUAAAGAGGAUAACAAUCUUUCUUUAGUUGAAUAUGAAUUGGUUAAUGUUGUUGAAGAGUGAGUGUAGCUUCUGGUACUGAAUGUUUUGAGGUUACCAGAGGUUUUAACAUUUACUACUUGACCAUUGGGACUGGCUGCAUUGCAGUUUUCAUUUGGUACAGUCUUGUCUGAUGCUUCUUAGUUUUGCAAUUGCUGCGGUCAAUGCAAGUCAUAAUAUUUAAGAUUGCAAAUAGAUUAACUUUGGGUGGAAGGUGAUGAUCAUUGUGCUUAACUUGCAGAAGUACAUAUUUAUCUCUUAAUACAUCAUUUGGGGGAAUUGUAAUUCCU
Neltuma alba is the source of this 834-nucleotide messenger RNA. RefSeq lists its product as uncharacterized. The transcript has 2 exons. The record is from RefSeq and is a predicted model, not a curated record. Bases 119 to 568 code for a protein of 149 amino acids. NCBI's taxonomy places the organism in Eukaryota, Viridiplantae, Streptophyta, Magnoliopsida, Fabales, Fabaceae.